Molecule: messenger RNA, 3768 nt
Organism: Oppia nitens
Lineage: Eukaryota; Metazoa; Arthropoda; Arachnida; Sarcoptiformes; Oppiidae
Gene: Pkc98E
Product: calcium-independent protein kinase C-like
Exons: 10
Coding region: 866-3355 (829 amino acids)
Biological process (GO): protein phosphorylation
Molecular function (GO): ATP binding; diacylglycerol-dependent serine/threonine kinase activity
Source: RefSeq, a predicted model, not a curated record
UAGACAACAUUGGUUUUGACAGUACUCUCUCUCUCUCUAUAAUACACUAUACAGUGUUGUUAUGUUUUAAACAUAGAGAGAGAGUGUGUGUACUGUAGUAGUAGUAAUGGCCGUCAAAUGCAUAAACACUCGAUGAGUGUCAACAACAACAACAACACUAACACUACUAAAGACAACAACAAACCAAUUGGUGGUUUCAACCGAUAAAAACAAUUAGUUUUUUUUAGUCAGUUUUGGUCAGUCAGUGAGUCACCCGAGCGCGACGGCGGCAGUGGCUGAUCACACACACUCACCAAACUCAUCACCCAAUAGACUACCCGCGGCUGCGGGCAAAGCGACCACCAACUGGUGUCCACUUACGGUACAGCCGUUUAUACCGAAGUAAAAGUGUGUAGAAGAAGAAGAAUAAGAAGACAUACCAGCAGUUUGUUGUCUUCAUAUAUGCAUUGAAGAAGAAGUGGUUAUUUCGGAAGACAAGUGUUUGUUGUCUGGUCUGUGUCUGGUAUUUAACCAACCGAUGCGAUCAUCCGAUUGAUUGUCUAUCACUGAUGAUGACGAUGAAGACGAUGGUAGUAGUAGUAGUAGUGGUGGUGGUGUUGUUGUUGUUGAAACACCCGUUGCAUUAAUCAAUAGCCAUAGCCGUCACACACACACACACACACACACACACACACAGACAGACACAUCACAAGUGUUGUUGUUGUUGUUGAUGAUAGUCUUCAGCGACUUUAUAUAUCGGCGACACAAGUAGUAGUGGUGGUAGUGAUUGAUCUCUUCCAACACUAGACACCGAUUAUUAUUAUUAUUAUUAUUGUUUAACAGUCAUAUCGCCGGUAAUAGUGAUAAUAAUCAAUAAUAACAAAUAAUGCCAUUUACGGGAAGCGUCCGAUUGUGUAUAAUCGAGGCCAACGAACUGAAGCCGACACAGUUUUCCGUUCGGCAUAAACUUGAUAGUGUUGUCGGCAAAAGUGGCGGCAGCCAGAUGCUAAUCGAUCCGUACGUACACAUUACCGUCGAUGACCAGCCAAUAGAUAAAUCGUCGACCAAACAGCGGACAUUCAGGCCUCAGUGGAACGAAUUGUUUAGUUUCGAUGUUAAAGAGGCACAAAAUUUACAGUUGACGGUAUUUCACGAUGCCUCCAUACCGCCCGACGAUUUUGUGGCCAACUGUUCAAUUUGUUUUGACGAUUUGAUUACGGAUGAAUCGGUAGCGGCGGCGGCAGCGGCAGCCGCUGAUGGAUCAGCGACUGCUGCUGUCUACGGAUCGGAUAUUUGGGAGGACCUCGAACCGGGUGGUCGACUGCACGUGAAUGUCGAACUCAGAUCGGCGGCCGCCGACUGCGGCGGUGGUGGUGGCAGUGGCGGCGGCGGCAAUUCUAAUUCGUCGACAUUGGCCGGCUCCUGUUCCUCCUCAUCAUCGCUGGCCAUGCAUCAUCAUCAUCAUCAUCGGGAGCCAAAAGAAUUCAAAGAACGCCAGGGUCUGGCCCGCAGACGCGGUGCUAUGCGCCGACGUGUACACCAAGUUAAUGGACACAAAUUUAUGGCCACAUUUUUACGGCAGCCAGCAUUCUGUUCGCAUUGUCGCGAUUUUAUCUGGGGUCUGGGCAAACAAGCCUACCAGUGCCAAGUGUGCACGUGUGUCGUCCAUAAACGCUGUCACGAAGUAGUAGUAACCAAAUGUCCCGGUUGUAAGGAAAAUACCGACGACUCGAUGAUCGGCGGCAGCCGAUUCAGUAUCAACGUACCCCAUAGAUUUCAGGUACACAACUAUAAGAGGCCAACAUUUUGCGACCACUGCGGCUCCAUGUUGUACGGUAUAUUCAAACAGGGCCUCCAAUGUGAAUCAUGUGAUAUGAACGUACAUAAGCGAUGUCAGGCUAACGUUGCGAACAAUUGCGGUAUUAAUCCGAAACAAUUGGCCGACAGUAUGAUGGCUGUCGGCAUAUCGGCGGAUAAGUUAUCGUUUAAAGCGGGCAAAAAAAAGAAGACAUCGAUCAGCGAAUCGCCGAAUAGAUUUGGCCAAUCGUUGACAGAGCGCGCACAUACAGCACCGUUGCCUACCGGUGCUGGCGGUGGUGUUGGCGGAGACAUUGGUGCCGGCGGUGUUGGUGGUGGUGGCGAUAAUUUUAAAUCAGAUCAUCAAUACGGUAGUAGUGGUGGUGCGGCGGCAGCCGGCGAUUCGGCGCCACUGGCCAACCAAUUGGAUCGUUUGACGAUCAAAGAUCGCGAUCAUCAACUACAGUCAGUGUUGGAUCGUAGUCCGCACGGUGGCGGCGGCGGAACUGGUGCUGACGGCAAUGACCGGCCCCGUAGGCGCUACGGUCUCGAGGACUUUAAUUUUAUUAAAGUACUGGGAAAAGGAAGUUUCGGCAAAGUAAUGUUGGCCGAAAAGAAGGGCACCGACGAAGUCUACGCCGUAAAAGUGCUCAAAAAGGAUGUCAUCUUACAGGACGACGACGUCGACUGUACAAUGACUGAGAAGCGCAUACUAGCGCUCAGUGCUCGGCAUCCGUUUCUAACGGCACUUCAUUCCUGUUAUCAGACGGCGGACCGGCUAUUUUUUGUGAUGGAGUACGUCAACGGCGGUGACCUAAUGUUUCAAAUACAAAAGGCCCGCAAGUUUGACGAACCCCGGGCCCGCUUCUAUGCAUCGGAAGUAACGUUAGCCCUGAUGUUCCUCCAUAAGAAUGGUGUUAUUUAUAGAGAUUUAAAAUUAGAUAAUAUAUUAUUGGACAGCGACGGCCACUGUAAGAUUGCCGAUUUCGGUAUGUGUAAGGAAAAUAUUAUGGACGGCAAUACUACGACAACGUUUUGCGGAACUCCCGAUUAUAUUGCACCCGAAAUAUUGCAAGAAUUAGAAUACGGCCCAUCAGUUGACUGGUGGGCAUUGGGUGUCCUAAUGUAUGAGAUGAUGGCCGGACAGCCGCCGUUCGAAGCGGACAACGAGGACGACCUGUUCGAGUCUAUAUUGCACGACGACGUACUCUAUCCGGUCUGGUUGACCAAAGAAGCCGUUUCUAUACUCAAAGGGUUUAUGACUAAAAACCCGGCCAAACGUUUAGGGUGUGUUCAGUCGCAGGGAGCCGAAGAAGCCAUACUAAAGCAUACGUUUUUCAAGGAUACCGAUUGGGACGCACUGUUGGCCAAAAAAGUUAAGCCACCGUUUAGACCGAAAAUCAAAACGAAACGCGAUGUCAAUAAUUUUGAUCAGGAUUUUACUAAAGAGGAACCAAUUCUGACGCCAGUAAAUGCAGAAGUGGUUCGCUCUAUAAAUCAGGAAGAGUUCAGAGGUUUUACAUUCACUAACGGAGAGUUUAAUCCGGGUUUAUAUUCAGUUGACGGUCCCAAUACAUAACUGUUGCCUAAAAAAAAAACAAAAUUAAUUAAUUAAUUAUUAGCCCAUUAUUAUUGGUUGGUUUUUUUUAAGUUUCAAAUUUUUUUCAAUCAAAAAAAACACAUAUAAUUUGGAUUUUUUUUUCAAACACCGACACCGACAACAACAAAAUUUUUUGGUCUAUCUAUACAUUUGUUGGUUAACUUCAAACACACACACACUUACCGUAUGUUUUGUUUGUUUGGUUAGUUGUUGUUGUUGUCGGUGGUGUUGGUGUGUUUGAAUGGACACACACCCGAUGAUGAUUGGUUGGUUGGUUGGUUUACCUACCGAUAUAUAUAAGUGUUUGAACCCAUAGUUUGAACCCAAAAAAAAAAACAAAACAACAAAAUACAGUUGAAAUCAACCGAUAAAAAAAUUGACCGAAAUAUAUA